Penicillium waksmanii is the source of this 2520-nucleotide messenger RNA. RefSeq names its product putative intracellular protein transport protein (Sat1). The transcript is spliced from 3 exons. Gene Ontology annotation, cellular component: Golgi membrane; Ric1-Rgp1 guanyl-nucleotide exchange factor complex. The record is from RefSeq and is a predicted model, not a curated record. Lineage: Eukaryota; Fungi; Ascomycota; Eurotiomycetes; Eurotiales; Aspergillaceae. Bases 1 to 2520 code for a protein of 839 amino acids. Gene Ontology annotation, biological process: retrograde transport, endosome to Golgi.
AUGCCCUCCAACAUCCAGGUCUUCGUGAAAUGGAAGGACCAAACGAUCUUCGCCGGAGAGAAUGUGGAAUGUACAAUUACCUUCAAGAACGUGGCUGAUACCACGUCCGACACCAGCUAUGGAGCUGAAGGAGGCCACCAGCGGAAGCAGUCUCGAGUCGCGAAUCACCCCAGUUCCUCCAACUCCGACUCCUUUUUCUCACUGAAGUCACCCCAAAGCCUCUUUUCGGGGAAGCGAUCAUACUCCAUCGGCUCGCAGAGAAAAUCUUUCCACCGAACCACUUCGUCUAUGAGCACCCCGCCUGUCAGCUCACAUAGCUUCCCGCCAUCUGCUAGCAGCCCCUCUACCCCUCGCAGUUGGCAACCGGGUCACAGCCAUAAACGAUCUGUAUCAAUUCUGUCUAUCGAAAGUGAAGGUCCGCCCGAGAAAGCGACCCCACCACAGUCAUAUGGAAGAGGGAAGCCGACCAGGGGCCAUGGGCGUUCAGCCAGUCUCCAGAUUACACCAAGGAGGAAUGAUAGCUACGAUGAUUCUUAUCGCAAAUCGAGUCGAAUGCCCUUGCGCGGACCUCCCCUGGCAGAGAUGCCAAAUGAAUCCUCGGCAGGCGGGCUGAGAGUCGAUACAUCCCAUCUUGGACGAGCAAGUCGUCCCGAAUCUCUUACAAAUAGCCCAAUUGUCCCUACAGAACCACUGCGAGGAACACCGCGCAGACCUCAGCCUCCAGCUUUCGAUUUCAAGUUCCCGGCCGCUCCGCCACCAGCCGAACCAAACAAUAAACAACGCCCUGCUCUAUCACCCUCCCCGAAGUCGGCCGAACAAGCGGCAUCUUCAGGAAAAGUGACCUCAAAAGAAGGACCUGGAUUAGCGCCCCCGUCACACCAACAACUUACGCGCGUGAUUUCGACGACAAGUGCAACAAAUGGAAGUAGCCGGAGUAGUGGUGAAUUUUACUCGAUGAGCGAUCACUCCAGUGAGACAUUAGCAUCGGAAUAUACAAAUUACUCAGUUCAAUCAGGCCGGGCGCCGCCGCCUGCUCGGCAUGGACGCCACUUUUCGAGCGUCGUGACCCCUACAACAACUAGGUUCACGGAGAGCCAAGCGCUGCUGAUGGGUUAUGCGCAAGUCAGCGCUUCCUUCACUGUCGAUGGAUCUCUGGUCAAUCAAUCUGUUUUUGAUGAAGUCAAGCGGAAGGGUGUUGUUGGAGGACAACCAGGAACGGGUGGACUUCCAGGACGUCCAAGCUCUGCUAGCUCUGAACGCUCGCGCAAAGGUGGUGGUUUCUGGGGACUCAAGUGGAAUGCCAUUGAAGAUUCUAUCAAUGGAUUCCUCUCCACCAAUGAGCUUGAUGGCCUGCGUGACAUGCGUGGUGUUGCAUCCUCUCGAUCCAUUCCCUUGCUCUCCACUCCGCAAUCGCUUCUCUUUGUCGAUCUUCGGUUAGUACCUGGAGAGGAACAAUCUUUUACGUUUUCCUUUUCCCUGCCCAGGGGCCUCCCGGCGAGCCACAAGGGGAAAGCAAUUAAGGUCUCUUAUAAUCUGGUCAUUGGCACCCAGCGGCCUAGCGGCCCGAACGAGGCCCAGCGGGUCAACCGUAUCAACAUCCCGUUCCGCGUAUUCAGCGGGGUCAAUGAAAAGGGAGACAUCCUAGGUCACGACCUCAUGUCCCCAUAUGUAAUCCUACGCGAUGAAGCAAAGGUGCAAAAAGUCAACCAACAUGCCCCCGUGGCUGUAAAAAAUCAAAGUGUAAGCAGCCAAUGGAAUUCUGCCGGCGACUUCCUCUCCUUCGUGGACGAGAUUCUCGAACAAAGCUCUCGUUCAAACUCCCUCUUCCCCCCGGGAGCCCUCCCCGAAAGACGGGCAUCCAGUUAUGACGGGAUCCCGCAAGGGCUAUCCUGUAAGGACAUAAUCGACUUCGCCAUUCUGCGCAGCAACCAGGCCGCACAGACAAGACGCAGUCCAAAUCGAUUUGAGAUCGCCCGCGACGGGAAACGCAUCGCAGUCGUCGUUCUCAACCGCCCAAUCCACCGCCUAGGCGAGACUAUCAUGGCCAGCGUGGAUUUCAGCGAAGCUUCAAUCCCAUCUUACGCCGUGCGAGCUUCGCUCGAGACAUCAGAGAAAGUCACGCCUACCCUGGCCGUUCGAUCCAACGCCAGUAUUCACCGUACCACGCGCCGCAUUCACGCAUCUCUAUUCGAGAACACACUAUACGCCACGCGCGUCGUUUUCAGUCCGGCUAUUCCCAUUUCCGCCACGCCGACGAUUAUAACCAGUGGAGUCACGCUUGACUGGGAUUUGCGGUUUGAAUUUGUCACGCCGAAUCUGCAUGGCGAACAACAUAUCUCUGGAACCCCGCCUUCCGGGACGGCUCUGCUUGAGAAGGUUUCUUCUGAUGAUCGGGGUAAAGUCUUGUCUGCGAUGGAGUAUCUUGGUUGUGAAUCUUUUGAGAUUUCUAUUCCGAUUAAGGUUUAUGGUGAGACUGUGAGGGAACAGUUGCCCGAGGAGAAUCAGGGUUAUACCAUAUAA